Labrus mixtus (cuckoo wrasse) is the source of this 2056-nucleotide messenger RNA. It is a transcript of the gene ptger1c, whose product is annotated as prostaglandin E receptor 1c (subtype EP1). Lineage: Eukaryota; Metazoa; Chordata; Actinopteri; Labriformes; Labridae. Gene Ontology annotation, molecular function: prostaglandin E receptor activity; thromboxane receptor activity. The record is from RefSeq and is a predicted model, not a curated record. Gene Ontology annotation, biological process: inflammatory response; adenylate cyclase-activating G protein-coupled receptor signaling pathway; positive regulation of cytosolic calcium ion concentration. Gene Ontology annotation, cellular component: plasma membrane. The coding region runs from base 650 to 1807 and encodes 385 amino acids. The transcript has 3 exons.
GAGUGGUGGGGGGUUCGGUGCCUUGCUCAAGGGCGCCUCAUCUGUACUCAGUAAGUGCCCUGGCACCUCUCCAGCUACAAGACUAACUUCCAUAUUAUGGUCUGCAUUGGGACUUCAACCUGCGACCGUCUGGUUCCCAACCCAAGUCCCUACGGACUGACCUACUGCCGCCCAAUCAUGACAGUUUCAUAAAACCAAAUCCCUUUUUUUAUCAUGGAAUAAGAAAUACUCUUGAAAAGUAUUUGGAUUAAUGUUGGCAAUGAAGCUGACUUUUUCGCACUGCUUAACUAUUCAGCCAGCACUAGAUCAAUAUUACAGAGUGAGAGUGAUGACUGAACCCCCUUCUGGUUUAAAGGAUGAGCAGAGGAGACGAAGAGGAUGAAUGAUACAUCCAGAUGGGGAGAGAGGAUGGAAAGUGCAGGUCCAGCACGUACAGAUAAAAUAGCUGCAGAGCCUCUGGAGAGAGACAGCCGGACUUGGAUGAAAGAGAUAAUGUCAGAGAGGCGGAGGAAGAGCAAGGGAGGAGAACACGAACAAGUGAUUGUGAACGGUGAUUACUGUAUGACACUGCAGACAAGAUGCACAUCUGCCUUCUCUCCUUUUUCCUGAAAUAUAUAACAGUCCUGCGUUCUUCUGGAGUCAACUCAAGAUGACGUUGAAGAUAAGGACAUCAUCGAUACUCAUGACUGUAUUUUCUACCUCUUCUAUGCCGUCCAUCUUUCAUCAAAACAUGAAGGUCAACGUAUCCACACAGUCAAGCUCCUGGCUGAACAGCAGCAGUGUGCCAGCAUUCAGGUCUUCAGGUUUAGGCAUGUCCUGUUUCACCAUGAUAUUUGGAGCCAUAUCUAACCUCACAGCUCUGGGCAUCCUUGUUAAGUCUCGGGUCCGAUUUCGCCGCCAAUCCAAAGCACCUUUUCUGUUGUUGACUGUGGCUUUGCUUUUGGCUGACCUGGGAGGUCAUGUGAUCCCAGGUGCCUUUGCUUUGUAUUUGCACAUGAAUCAGAGGAAUAAAAUGCAGGCAGGGAAGCCCACCAAGGAAUUCUGUCAGAUCUUCGGGGCAAGUAUGGUGUUUUUUGGCUUGUGCCCUUUGCUGUUGGGUUGUGCUAUGGCAGUAGAUCGCUGUGUAGCCAUCACCCAGCCAUUUUUUCAUGCUGCUAUGAUCAAAUUGACUCACAUGGUGCGAGUUGUGUUUUUUCUGUCUUCUCUUGCACUUUUUCUAGCAGUUCUGCCUUUCUUUGCUGUGGGGACUUACACUGCCCAGUACCCGGGAACAUGGUGUUUUUUGCCUCUCCAUGGGUCAAAGACUGCAGCCGACACCAAUCUGGCCCUGAUCUUCUCAUGCCUCGGUCUCUCUGCUCUCACUCUUUCUCUUCUCUGCAACAUACUGAGUGGCCUGGCAUUGCUGAAAGCCAGAAUCAAGUCCCACACAGUUAACACAAAAGCAAGAGCUCAACGGACUCGCCACCCAUCAUCUGCAUCGUCUUCCUCCAUGUUUUGUUCGUUGGAUCUGGAGAUGAUGGUGCAGCUGGCGGUGAUCACUGUGGUUUCCUGUGUGUGCUGGAGCCCUUUUCUUAUCCACAUUCUUGUAAUACAGUUCAAACAAAACCCUGCAGUCUCAAGGGAUGGGUUCAUUCUUCUGGGCUUACGCAUGGCCUCCUGGAACCAGAUCUUGGACCCCUGGGUGUACAUCCUUCUGCGGAGGGCAGUGCUUUUUAGAGUGUGCUGUGCUUUCUACUCUCAGAGAGCCAUAGUGACAGAAAACAGCUCCUAUGCAGAGACACACAGGCAGGCCUUCAGUCUGCAGUGACAAUAUUGCUUUUGAACUUUUUUGACUGAAAUAAAUUAUUUGUUUUAUGUAUGUCAUUAAAAAAAAAAAGCGUUUCAUAACUUUGUUUUGUUACUUUCAUGAGCACUUGGUAGACAAUAGUUUGUAAGAAAGCAGCAUGAAUGUGGGAUGGACAAACUUUCACUAUACAUUUCACAACAUUUAGUUAGUAGUCAAAGCCGAUGCUACUAUCAAUAGCAGCCACCUGCAAAUCUAGUGGUUGGGAAAUUU